This is a messenger RNA of Achroia grisella, 1668 nucleotides long. RefSeq lists its product as uncharacterized. Lineage: Eukaryota; Metazoa; Arthropoda; Insecta; Lepidoptera; Pyralidae. The record is from RefSeq and is a predicted model, not a curated record. The coding region runs from base 677 to 1264 and encodes 195 amino acids. The transcript is spliced from 2 exons.
AAAUGGUUAGUGAUUGCGGACUCCGUAUGGAGGAUGGUAGUGAGUUCGACAGUCGCACGGCGCGCACAGAGAAUGAGUAAUAAUAAUCUCAGGACAAUUCACACAGCGCCAUCUAGUCCCAAGUUAAGCUAACUAAAGCUAGUGUUAUGGAUCCUAGACAACUGAUACAAAUACAUAGAUUUUUUUCCCAAAUACAUAAUAUACAUAGAAAACAUCCAGACCGACACAAACAAUCAUACUCAUGAACAAAUGUUUGUGCCGUGCGAGGAAUCGAAGCCGCGAGCAUCGGAAGUUAAGCGGUGUGCUAAACCGCUAGACCAGCGAGGCUACGGAACCAUAUCGUUCAAUACCAGUUCAAACAAUCAAUUUUUUUUAUUACAAACAAACCAAAGGUCGCACAGUUCCUAGUAUCAAUUGAUAACACUCUAUCACACACUUCACUCGUUCAUGCUAUUUAUUCAAAUUGAGAUAUUGUCUAUUAUUUAAAUUUGGUUAAAAAUUAAACUGUACAGUUAUAUUUAACCAUCUACCCGACGCUUGUGAAAUCACUCUAUCUAUUGGUAAAAACUGCAUUAAAAACCGUUGCGUAGUUUAGAAGAUAUCCGCGAAGAGACAGCUGAAGUGACCUAAUUUUAUACUAUGUAAAGAUAUCGAAAUCAGAAUAUAAAGAAUCAUAAUGUUAGUAGCACUAUAUAUAGCUGCUUGCGUAGUUAACAUAAUAGGACGGACACACAACUACAAUAUAUAUAUACCUAAAAACGAAGAUAUGGAUAUACGUGUCCGUCGGAGUGCAACAAACAAUAUUGGAAAUACCAACGAGCAUGAUACAGAAACUAAUGAAGUAAGACAAAUGAAUGAUAAUGAAGUUUUAAAGGAGAAAAUGUACAAAUACAUUUUGGACUUUAUGAACAAUUACAAUCAACACAAUGCAGUCCAUUCCAAUGAAGUUCACAAUGACAAAUUAACACAUAUUGAAGUCGACAGUGAUGAAUCAUUAGUAAAUGAUAUUGAAAUUCAUUAUAAUGAAAACUUGAAACAAAUUGAAGUUGACAGUGAUGAAGCAGAUCCGGUUGAAGUUGCAAAUGAUCAUAUAAUAAGAACUAAACGAUAUUUGGAGAGUAAUGGUCAAACUAACAAACGGAACAGGGACUCGGCACCUGGUUUGACAAUUAUGAACGCAUGUUUCUUAUGCGUGAGCUUUGGAUGCGCCAAAAAUUACAGGAGAGUUGGCAAUCGAUGCAUACCAACUGACAAUGAUUACUGAUAUUAAUUUCCUAGCCUCGAUGGUCUAGUGGUUUAGCACACAGCUUUAUUAUCCGAUGGUCGCGGGUUCGAUUCCUCGCAUAGUACAAACAUUUGUAUUCAUGAGUAUAAUUGUAUCGGUCUGGGUGUUUUCUAUUAUACGUAGAAUUUAUCUACAAAAAAAAAUGUAUCCAUGUAUUUAUAUCAGUUGUCUAGUACUCAUAACACAAGUUCUGCUUAGCUUGGGACUAGAUGGCGCUGUGUGAAUUGUCCCGUGAUAUUAUAUAUUUUAUUAUAUUUUAUAGAAUUAAGUAUUAUUUUGUAAGUACAUUCAUUAUUUGAUGGAUUCAUUUUUUUUUAUUCCGCCACCAUUGGCAUGUGUGAGAGCACACAUAGUGACUGCAUAUAUUGAAUCAUACAAUAGAA